Molecule: messenger RNA, 3063 nt
Organism: Plasmodium coatneyi
Lineage: Eukaryota; Apicomplexa; Aconoidasida; Haemosporida; Plasmodiidae
Exons: 1
Coding region: 1-3063 (1020 amino acids)
Biological process (GO): proteolysis; protein catabolic process
Molecular function (GO): ATP-dependent peptidase activity; ATP binding; ATP hydrolysis activity
Source: RefSeq, a predicted model, not a curated record
AUGAAUUGUUUGCUCAAAUGUAGAAGAUAUUUCGACAGAACAGGUCGACAACACUACCGGUCCAUAAAGCCUCGCGGAAAGAAUGACACAAAAUUGGUUAGCACAAUCGUUGGGGGGAAGGAAAUGGAGUGUUUUUCUCUGCUAAAUAAGCCCCUCUUUCCUGGCCUUUCGUACGUGCUAAACGCGGAUAGAAACAUUGUGAAGAGCUUCGAAAAAUGCAAAAAAAAAAAUGCGCACAUAGGGCUUUUUCUUUCAAAAAAUGUGGAAGAUGAGCAAGUAGGAGGGUUCCUUAAUGACCCACAUUCUAUGAUGGAUGAUCCCAUCGGAGGAAAACCCCUUUUGAAGAAAGACAUAGCCUGCAUUAACAAUGUGGAGGAUGUGUACCACUGUGGAUCGGUAGGGGUUAUCCGUGAAGUUCUCUACAAUGAUGAUCAGCCCAAAAACGAAACGGAGGGAGGAAGGAACCCCGCGGAGGAGAUUCCCCACAGGAGUAGCUCAAUGGAGAGCACAGAAACAGUAGCCUGUAGGAAUGACUCCCAUUAUGGGAAGGAGCAAAGCGAAAGGAGGGGCCCCCUAUUGGACCAAUCCAAACACAUGCACCGAGUGGUCAUUGAAAUUGCAGAGAAGGUGAAAAUUGUAAAGUGGGUCAAGGGGAACACAGCCCAGGUAGACAUAAUUAAGCGGGAAAUUUGCAGCGCACGAAAUGGCAAACAAAUAAAAGCUUACCAAAUGGAGAUCAUAGACAGAAUAAAAGAAAUUAUACACUUAAACAGUGCAUGCAGUGUUGAAUAUAAUUUAUUGCUGAAAUAUUAUGACGUGAAAAAUGUAUACAGUUUGGUCAACCUGGUGGGCAGCAUAACCAUGGGAAAGAGUAGUUCCCUUCAGGCUCUGCUGGAAAAAAGGGAUAUAGAGGACCAACUAGCCACUUGUUUAGACCUACUAAAUGAAGAUAUUCUCUUGUUAAAAAUGAAGAAAGAAUUAUCUACAAAUUUGAAGAACAAAUUUAAUGAUGAGAAAGAGAAGCUAAUGGUAAGGGAGUGGAUUUCCAACUUGAAAAAAAAAAUAGGAGAAAAAACAGACCACGAAAUUUUAUGCGAUAAAUUUUUUGCGAAAUUUCAAUCGAAGAGGAUCCAUAUGGAUGAGGAAGCUUCUGCAACUAUCCUACGUGAAAUUAACAAAUUCUCCCUGUACAACGAACACUGCAAUGAUUAUGCGUCCACGUAUCAGUACCUCAACACCGUGUUGAGCAUCCCCUUUGGCAAGUAUGCCCCUGUAUGUGAAGAUAUAGGUGCAUGCGAAAGGACAUUAACACAAAGUCACUACGGAUUACACCAAGUGAAGAAAUACAUUCUGGAAUAUGUAGGAUUGUACAUACUAAACAAAAAUGUGAAGCCGAAAAUACUUACCCUUGUUGGUUAUCCAGGCAUUGGGAAAACCUCCAUCUGUAAGGCAAUCAGCUCAGCGUUACAACUACCCCACUACGUAAUUAACAUGAACAACAUAACUAACAUGAAUGAACUCAUUGGACAUAGAAGAACCUACGUGAAUAGCUACGAAGGGAAAAUCGUACAAGCUCUCAUCUCAACGGGUGUAAUGAACCCCUUAAUUGUCUUAGACGAAUUGGACAAAGUUUCCUUCUCAAAUGGGAAUAUAUAUACUACUCUUUUAAACCUUUUUGACAGUUCACAGAAUAAGGGGUAUAAAGACGUAUACGUAAAUUUUCCCAUUAAUCUGGAGAGAGCCUUUUUUGUUUGCACCGCCAACUCGGUUGAGCACAUCCCAGAGACUUUACUCGACCGAAUGGAAGUCGUAAAUGUGUAUCCCUACACGAAUGAGGAAAAGGUUGCUAUUUUUAAAAACUACUUGGAAAAAAAAAUUCAGGAAGAAACGAAAGUUACGGACGUGCAUCUGCACAUGUCCGAGGAACUACUCCUCUAUGUUAUCCAAAACUAUACCAACGAGAAUGGCAUACGGCAGUUUUACUCUAUUGUGUAUAAUGUCUACAAGAGGAGAGCCUUCAUGCUGCUGAAGGGGGUUACGGGGAAAGUUCAUUUGGGGGUCCACAAUUUGCACGUCUUUCAUGACUUUGUGAGUUUGGAUUGUUUCCGACAGCGGGGAGGUAUUCAAUCCAUUCCCUGCAGACAGGAGGGCAUGAUCAAGUCGCUUGCCUUCACGGAGGAUGGCGGACAGGUGGUCACCAUAGAGGUGGUUGGCCUCUCGGGGGGAAAUUCCCAGGUGGGGGGAUCCUCCAACCUGUACUGCACUGACGCGGUUAUGGAAAAUACCACACAGGGAGGGGAAAUCUUUCUCGUUUAUCCCAACUGCCGUAGGAACCAAUUUACCAUGGAAGACGAGAUGAUUAACCCACCAGCGUUGCUGCGAUCGACCCAAUUGGGGAAAACUGUCGCAGAAGAUACGUGUCGCUACGGAAUGGCCGCAGACCACACUUCGUCACAUAUGGUGGAGCCCCCCCUCAUUGACAAUGACAACCCCCCUUUUGCGAUAAACAAAACAGCGGAAGGUACCCAUAGGACCGAACCGUUCGAAAGAAAUCGCUCGUUGGAGGGAACUCGACCGUCAGAGCUAUAUCAAAAUUACCAAAUCGUUAUAACUGGAAACGUGGGGAAAAUCAUGCAAGAAAGCAUCCUCAUAGCGAAUACUUUUGCCACGCAUGUACUGAAGAAGGUAGUUCCCAAUUUUCAGGGUCAACACUUACACAUAAAUUUGAGCGAGUGUGAUGUGAAGAAAGAUGGGCCCAGUGCAGGUGUCAAUUUCGUUACGUCCAUUUUGUCCUACUAUUUAAAAAUGGCGAUAAGCAGUUCCGUGUGCAUGACUGGGGAGAUAACCCUUAACGGCCAUGUGGUAAAAAUUGGGGGGCUCGUCGAAAAAAUGAUCGUUGCUAGAAAUUUCGGAAUACGUACUUUAAUCAUUCCCAGGGACAAUGCGCAGGAGUACGAACUGCUCCCAAGUGCUGUGAAAGGGAACAUCCGCGUGCUGUAUGUCCACCACUAUUACCAGAUCUUUAAUUUCCUUUUCCCCAAGUUUGGCCCCUUAAUACCGUAG